AUGGAUCUUGGUGGUGGUUCUAGAGAUUUGAUCAGCGGCCUACCAGAUCCUUUGAUUUCCCACAUCUUGUCCUUCCUUACCACUAAAGAAGCUGCUUCCAUGUCUGUCCUCUCGAGCAAAUGGCGGUAUCUCUUUGCUUUUGUCACUAAUCUUGAUUUCGAUGCCUCCGUCUAUCUGACUCCUAGAGAAGAGAUAAAGAUUCCUGUAAGAAUUGACGGUAUCAUGGAAAUGAUCACUCAGAGAAAGAGCAGCGUUCCUACAAGUUUCAUGGAUUUCGUGGACAGAGUCUUGGCUUUGCAAGACAACUCUCCUGUACACAAAUUCUCUCUAAAGAUCAGAGAUGGCGAUGAUCCAGUUGAUCCUAUCCGUAUCUUUCGCUGGAUUCUCAAUGUGUUGGAACGUGGUGUGGCGGACCUUAAACUAGGCUUGGAUUUGGAACGGGAUCUUACACAAGGCAUUGAAUCGGAUUCUCUGCUUCCUUCAGAGAUCUUCUUGAGCGAGACACUAGUUAGGCUGAAACUGAGUGGGUGUGGCCCCAACAUUGAUGUUGAAGAGGCAUGUCUUCCAAAGCUUAAGACUCUCUGUAUCGAGGGAGUCCAUUUUGAAAAGCAUGGUGUUGGGCUUGACAAGCUUCUCUCUGGCUGCCACGAGCUUGAGGAUUUAGUUUUGGAUGACAUAUCUUGGUUCAUAUGGGAUUUUGCCUCUGUGUCUGUCCCAACUCUCAAGAGACUAAAGUUUUCCUGGCAAGAGCUUGAUAAGAAUCCAAAGAGUGUCGUUGGACACUCCUAA
Messenger RNA from Microthlaspi erraticum, 789 nucleotides. NCBI's taxonomy places the organism in Eukaryota, Viridiplantae, Streptophyta, Magnoliopsida, Brassicales, Brassicaceae. The record is from the annotation of a GenBank genome assembly.